Messenger RNA from Trichomonas vaginalis G3, 1257 nucleotides. Its product is annotated as Clan ME, family M16, insulinase-like metallopeptidase. Lineage: Eukaryota; Parabasalia; Trichomonadida; Trichomonadidae. The transcript has a single exon. Gene Ontology annotation, molecular function: metal ion binding. The coding region runs from base 1 to 1257 and encodes 418 amino acids. Gene Ontology annotation, cellular component: mitochondrion. The record is from RefSeq and is a predicted model, not a curated record.
AUGGAUUGCGUAUCAAGUGUUCUUCCAAACGGAAUCCAUCUUAAGCUUAUGAAAGGUCCAAGAGGCGUUUGUUCUAUUGGUGCAGUCUUCCCAAUUGGUUCCAUUAAUUCGCCAAAGACAGCUGAUACUCAAGUUACAUUAUCUUCAAAGUUGGUCGAAUCUUUAAUUUCUCCAAAACAUGUUUUUAUGCAUCAGGUAUAUCCAUUUUUACAAGUAAAUCGCGAAUAUUCAUACUUAACCCUUCAAUUCCUUCCAGAGUCAACAACAUAUGCUAUCGAGAGUCUCAAACGCUUCUUAGAUGGUGCAGCUCCAGCUAAUACAACAUUUGAUCAGCAAAAGCAGCUGAACUACGCAGCAGAGCAAUUAGGUGAAUACAAUUUACUCGAAAAAUACAAAGAUCUUGUUUGCAUGUCAUCAUUUUCUAAUAAAUCAUACGCACACGGCAACUAUGCUUUACAAGGCGAGAAAAUUGACUUAAAUCCACAAAUUCUCAAAGAAAUUCCAAAGUGUACAACACUUGUUGGUUCAAUUGACAUGUACGAAGAGCUUGUUAAGCUUGGCGGCUCACUUUCGCCUUUCCCAAAGGUGAAAUUACACAUCACAUCUAAUUUCGAACCAAACCACGUCAACAAGAACGUCAAACAGUCAUCAUUACAAGGUUCCAAGAUCUCCAUGACGUCAUCCCUCUCCAUCAUGUCCCUUUCAUGGCCUUCAUGUGAGGCAAAAUCCGUAGAAGCACCAGCAUACGCCGUUUUAUCCAAAAUUUUUGGUGGCGGAUCUGAAUUUUCAUCAGAAGGUCUUGGUUCCGGUUUCAGCUCUCUCCUUUACACUAAAGUUGUUGGCGGAGUUGCCAGAUGUCACCAGGCAUACGCCUACAACAACUUCUUCACAACAGGCGGCCGAUUCAACAUCAACGUUGUUGCAGAAGACAGAAACUUAGUUAAAGCAGCACAGUUGGUCAGAGAGUGUAUCCAUUCAGUCGAAACGAUUGAGGACAAGAACUUGGAUGCCGCACGCGGUCUUGUUAUCACAGCAGGCACUAAAGAGUUGAAUGCAUCGGACAAACGAUUCAACGAGUUCGUCCGUUCUAGUUACUUAGGGUGCAAACCAAUCUACAGCUCUCAGUACAAGAAGUCAAUCAAAGAAGUUACAAGGAAGGCCGUCGAGAAAGCACUUAAACAGACAUUUAGCUACAAACCUGCCGUUGCCGUUUAUGGCCCAGCAGUUCCAAACGAAAUCGCAAAAGUUUUCGAAUAA